Molecule: messenger RNA, 1280 nt
Organism: Oryctolagus cuniculus (rabbit)
Lineage: Eukaryota; Metazoa; Chordata; Mammalia; Lagomorpha; Leporidae
Gene: ATP6V1G2
Product: ATPase H+ transporting V1 subunit G2
Biological process (GO): synaptic vesicle lumen acidification
Cellular component (GO): synaptic vesicle membrane; vacuolar proton-transporting V-type ATPase, V1 domain; vacuolar proton-transporting V-type ATPase complex
Molecular function (GO): proton-transporting ATPase activity, rotational mechanism; ATP hydrolysis activity
Source: RefSeq, a predicted model, not a curated record
GGAGGAGGCGAAACCGGCGCUGGGGGUGGGAGCCAUCUGGUACCUCGGUAGCCUACAGAACAGCACCAGCACUCAGGACAGAAAUGGCCAGCCAGUCCCAGGGUAUCCAACAGCUCCUGCAAGCUGAGAAACGGGCCGCGGAGAAGGUGGCGGAUGCCAGAAAGAGGAAGGCCCGGCGGCUGAAGCAGGCCAAGGAGGAGGCGCAGAUGGAGGUGGAGCAGUACCGUCGGGAGCGGGAGCAGGAAUUCCAGAGCAAGCAGCAGGCUGCCAUGGGCUCCCAGGGGAACCUGUCGGCUGAGGUGGAACAGGCUACGAGGCGCCAGGUGCAAGGCAUGCAAAGCUCCCAGCAGAGAAACCGUGAGCGUGUCCUGGCCCAGCUGCUUGGCAUGGUCUGUGACGUCAGGCCCCAGGUCCACCCCAACUACCGGAUUGCUGCCUAGAACCCACCGUCCGGCCUGGCUCCUUCCGCCAGUUCCCUCCCUCAAAGGGAUCCCUCAAAUCAGCAUCACCUCCCACUUCUGUUCCCUGGAGAUUCUAGGAGGCAGGACCUAGUAAUUGUCCUGUGAAACCUGCACUUCCUGCUCUGGCCUGCAUCUCCCUGAUGCUCUUUAACCCUCACUGGGACAUUGUCAGCUUCCACGUCACACUGACCUGAACCCUGUCGUCAAAUCCGUUUCAUGGAGAAGUAGAGAUGUGCAAAACACACUGACUGCAUAGCCUGCAGAUCUGGGCCCCUCGCCCGACCCUGCCACCUGCUGGCUGUGCCGCUGGGAUCAGCUCCUUAACCUGGUAGCUCGUGCCCCUCGGUGGAACUGGAGUAAGAGCAAGGCCUGCCGUGUGCGGCUGUCGCAGUGUUGAGUCCUUUUGAGAGCCUGCUGCCUGACCUGUAAGAGCCGCGAUUCUAUAAAGGGCAACCCUGUGACAGUCUCCCCAACCCUUGCUCAUCUGCUAGAACCUAAACUCAGCUGUUCCCUCGCGUCUGCCCGUCUGUCCGUGCCUGAUUCUGCACAUGCUGUUACGCUCGCUGGUGAUUCUCUGCAGACUGGGUUUUCACCAGCUCUUUUCCCAAAGAACCUUAGGCCCUGUGGGCAGAAGGAAUGAUGACCUCAUUCAGCCCCUCUGUCACGGCUCCAGGGGGGCGGUCUGUAUCUCAUCAGCUGCUCACUGCUUCUGGGAUCUAAAGCAACGAUGCACCCCCCCCCCAUGCAUGGCCUCCUCCUCACGCCCUCAUCUUUGUAACAGUUAACAAUUAAGUCAAUAAAAUAAGUAUGGUUGAACAA